AUGAAACGUACCACAUCUAUACAGAACAUAAAGAACACCGCUGCACUUCAGCGACAACAUACCGACAGCCUCUGCCCACUGGCUCAUCGUCUUCCGGGUAAAGCUCUGCGUGCUUGCUUUCUACGCAACAUGGAUCAACAUUUUGGCGGCAUUUCCCUAGCCGUGUCAAAAAAACGCUACCAAGAAUUUAAAGCGUUGCUAGAGGCAAUCACUGUGGCAUUUCGCCCUCAUGUGGUCCUAAAGUCGGCGAUAACGCGUGUUUAUCGAAUCAACGGCACGCCCCUUCAUUCCAUAGAUGACUUCUAUGAGGGCGACAUUGUGGUCUGCUGUUGUCAGUAUGAGCCUUACGUUGAUGUGGGCUACAAUGUUAACCAGCACUACAUGCAACUUCUGGGCUCACUCAUUCGAAUGCGUGAGAAGUGUGCGCCGGUUGAGGGAAGCGAGGAAGAAGCAGAUAAUGAAUGCUUCAAUGACAACGAACUUGUCAUUGAUUAUGAGAACUGCAAGCUGCCGCAAGCCAUAUUAUUAUACAUAAACGUGGAGAAGCCGAUCUGGGUCCACAAGUCGACGGUAAUAUUCCAGGGCAGCGGCAGAGCCCGAAGCGACAAGCAUUAUAUAAUUAAAAUGGUGAACAAAGAACACAUGUUUACGCGAACAAACGGAACAUACUUUGAGAUAGAAAUCUUGCGACAACUGCAGGACCACACAAACAUCAUAGAUUUAAUAUACACGGUGGAGCAGUGCAAGUACAUUUACAUUGUUAUCGAGCGACUCGAUUGUGAUCUAUUUGAGCUGUUGCAGAGUAAAACUGUUUUCCCCGAGACUCUGGUCAAAAAAGUCAUGAAAGACGUGACCAGAGGACUUGCGUACAUUCAUGGGUGUCAGAUAAUCCAUCGCGAUUUGAAGCUAGACAAUCUGUUGGUACAAUUCGAUUUCUCGGGUCCAUUAGAGCCUUGGGUGGCUGCGAUUAAGAUCUCCGACUUUGGAUUGGCCACUCAAUACAAGGGCCGCGAACUUUAUCAGUGUUGCGGCACGCCCCACUAUAUGGCUCCCGAGCUGAUUAGCUAUGCUGGAUACGACUUCUCCGUGGACUUGUGGUCGUUGGGCAUCACGCUCUUCUAUAUGUUGUGCAGUCGGCUGCCUUUCGCUCAUAGUGAGAGCAAUACGAACAUUGUUCAGGAAUGCAUUCGGAAGAGCCACCAUGAAAUACCCUCUGAGUGUAAGAGCAAAAUGAGUCCAUACGCACAACAGCUCAUAAACUCGCUUUUGGUUAAGAUGCCGCAACAUCGAUUGUCAGCUAUUGAGGUGUGCCAACAUCCGUUCCUACUGGAUAGCCGGGGUGAUUCUUUAUAA
Messenger RNA from Drosophila virilis, 1353 nucleotides. Its product is annotated as myosin light chain kinase A. NCBI's taxonomy places the organism in Eukaryota, Metazoa, Arthropoda, Insecta, Diptera, Drosophilidae. Gene Ontology annotation, molecular function: ATP binding; protein kinase activity. The record is from RefSeq and is a predicted model, not a curated record. Gene Ontology annotation, biological process: intracellular signal transduction; protein phosphorylation.